This is a messenger RNA of Xylona heveae TC161, 2378 nucleotides long. RefSeq names its product P-loop containing nucleoside triphosphate hydrolase protein. Gene Ontology annotation, molecular function: ATP binding; ATP hydrolysis activity. Lineage: Eukaryota; Fungi; Ascomycota; Xylonomycetes; Xylonales; Xylonaceae. The transcript is spliced from 7 exons. The coding region runs from base 292 to 2235 and encodes 647 amino acids. The record is from RefSeq and is a predicted model, not a curated record.
CUCAGCUGUAGGUGCAGUAUAGGCAAUGAUGUGUCUCAAUGUAUAUUCCUUGUCUUUCCAUAGGCAGCAGCUUGUCAUUUGACAAUUACAAUGGAUUUGGAAGCAGUGGAGAGGGGGGCAGCCUCCCGAUUCUCAACCGCUUAAUACAAGGCGUCCAACUUCUUUCCCGAGCUUCCAGGUUGCAUAACCAGCUGAAGCCCGCAAUAUUAUUUAGUUCAAAGCAGCCGCUCUUCUAAAUUUUAUUCAAUCCUCAGUUUUUACUCUGAUCGACAACCUGUAUCAUCGACGACGAUGGAGACUGCCAGACUCCUUUCAGAGCGGGCGUUGCAACUCAAGCAACGGCCGCCAGUGAGAAAGAAUGAGAAGAGUGAAGGGAUGAAAGACGACCGUGAGCCCAAGAAUGGGCGAAUGUUGCGAGUCGAUCAGAUCUACAACAAAAAGGACCGCCAGACACACUACGUCAAGACCGCCAAACCAUCAUUAAACCAGUCAAAGCUCGAGAAGCUCACCAAGACUGCAUUGGUCGUCCGGCGUGUGAUUAACGAUAGAGGUCUUGUCUCUAGGGUGGAAAUCGACAUUAGAUCGGUCGCACUCAAGAAUGUGUUGGCGGAAGUCUUCAAAGGAGUGGAGGGUCUGCAACUUAACAAGAGUCCUCCAAUGGCAUAUCCACAGCUUCUGUUCCAUGCUGCUCCUGGGCUCCUAGAGCUAUUAAAGGAAGAGGAAUCCAAAGCAGAGCCCAAUAAAACAUUAAUCAACGACAUUAACACAGCACUUACCUUUGUGCAAGAAGACUUUUCCGAGCAGAUAGCAAGCUUGAACUCUCUUCGCGAGCAUGGCGAAAUUACGUUUGAUCUACUGUGGGCCAUCUUUUCACCUAAAACGCUUGUGUUUACCCAGCAAAACUCCAUGCUCGAACCGCAAGCGGCAAGGUUUAAAAAGGGAGACUACGGCACUCGACAAAAUGGUACUGCAUAUUUCAGCCUUCGAUGCGAAGUUAUCUCUCACGACGGCCAGGAUUUUGGUUACGGAGAAGCUUGCUACACCAUUGAUGAUUUUGAGGGAACGAAGAAGACUCACGAGCUUCCGGUGUUUCCUUUCUCCGUGCAUCCAGCGAAGGAGGCAAUGCAAGAGACUCUCCUUGAACGCGGCCGAAAAUUCAUCAAGCUCAGCAUUGAGCCAGUAUGCAAAUCAUACACUGGCUUUGGGGUUUAUGAGCAGAAAAUGGGACGGUGUUCCCAAGAACUCCAAUUUCUCGCGACUGGCCGCAUAAUGAUUGACCCAGUUGAAUUCCGGCAACAAAAUCCCAAUUCAAUGCUUCUCCCCCCAUGGGUUCCCACCACCAUAAGCGCAGAGAGCCUUCCGGAAAGCGAGCUUCUUCUGUGCAAUCACCGCCUUCAGGGAUUCAGUUUUCCCAAGAAGCGAUGGGCCACAUUUGCGGUUUCUAGCAUCUCAGAUGUUGUGUGGAACGAAAAGGCCAUUGAUAGGCUAGUCAUUGAUUCCCGGCGUCGCCGGAUCAUUCAUUCGCUCGUCAAGUCUUACCGCAGUGAGGGCAAUGUCUUUGAUGAUAUUGUCCAAGACAAGGGCAAAGGAUUCAUUGCUCUCUUGAGUGGUAACCCCGGUGUUGGUAAGACAUUGACGGCGGAGGUUGUGUCUGAAGUCACUAAGCGUCCGCUGUACAUGGUCUCCGCGGGAGAGCUAGGCACGACUCCAGAAGACGUUGAUAUGCAUCUGGAAAUGGUGCUUGAAAUUACUCGACGCUGGGGAUGCGUGCUACUUAUCGAUGAGGCGGACGUUUUUCUGCAAGAGCGUGAUGGUCUUGACAUUGAGCGCAAUGCUAUUGUCAGCAUCUUCCUGCGCCGAUUGGAGUACUUCCAAGGCGUACUAAUUCUAACCACGAAUCGACGGAGCAUGAUUGACUCGGCAUUCCAAAGCCGUAUCCACCUUUCGCUGGUAUAUCCCGAUCUUGAUGUCAAGAGUCGCACUAUCCUGUGGAAGAGCUUUAUCGACAGUGUCCCAAGCGGCAUCAGUCUUUCCGACAGCGACAUUGACGAGCUGGCAAAGGUUCCCAUCAAUGGACGACAAAUCAAAAACGCAAUAUCAUGUGCCUUUCUCAUCUCGCGCGAGGAGACGUCUCCACUGGGCUUGGAAGACCUGCGCGCCAUGCUCGACCUCGUCACCAACGAACAGAGUUCUGGACCUGGCGCUUCUGGUUCAUCUGACGAAUCUAGUUCAUGAGUUUCUUUGUCCUCUAUACUUUUUUAUGCAGAGAUCAGCUCACGUUGCUCGCAUUUCUGUCGUAGAUUCACAAUAGCUUAGAUGCAAUAGUCAUGCCACGACACACAGAACAAGAAGUAGAAUAUACCAUCUCUGCUGAAUCC